Malus domestica (apple) is the source of this 853-nucleotide messenger RNA. The record is from RefSeq and is a predicted model, not a curated record. NCBI's taxonomy places the organism in Eukaryota, Viridiplantae, Streptophyta, Magnoliopsida, Rosales, Rosaceae.
AAUCAGUAGUGCUUCGCAAACCCUUGUUCUGCAAUAAUGGAUUUUGUGAAAGGUCUGCUGAAUGUUUUAGUUCUUCAGCUUCUCCUUCUCCAGCUCUGCUCUUCCUUGGACACCAUAAAAUUUGAUCAACGCAUCCGAGAAGGUGAUUUCUUGGAGUCCAAGAAUAAGACCUUUGUCCUGGGAUUCUUUAGGCCCAAAAUGUCAAACAACAGCUAUGUCGGAAUUUGGUACAAGUUCUCGGAAGGCAUGGUUGUGUGGGUAGCCAACAGAGAUAAUCCAAUCAAUGGCAGCUCAGGAGUUCUUUCAAUAGGUUCUGAUGGAAACCUAGCGCUGCAAGCCGAUACUAGCGAAGGCCUUAUUCCUCUGUGGUCAACAAAUGUUUCGAUAUCAUCAGCAAGCAACGAUAAUAUUUUUGCGCAAAUUCUUGAUUCAGGAAACCUUGUUUUGGCUCAACAAGGCAGCCGGCAUGUUUUUUGGCAGAGCACUGAUCACCCUACAAAUAUUCUUCUUCCGAAUACAAAAAUGGGGUUGGACAGAAGAAGUGGCAUAAACCGGUUCCUCACGAGUUGGAACUCGGAAAAUGAUCCUGGGACAGGGAAUGUUUCAUUGAGAAUUGACCCGUAUGGAUCGCCUCAGUUGAUCUUGUACAAGAAUGAGGCUAAAUUGUGGAGGUCAGGACAGUGGAACGGGAUUCAAUGGAGUGGGAUACCUGACGUGCCGAAGGAUGUGUUUAAGAUCAAUUUUGUAAACAACAAAGAUGAAAUACUUCGCAGUGGACUGAUCUCGACCCUUCAAUUUACUCAGUGUACACAGUAGACUAUUCGGGAACACUCAACCUCCGAGCAUGGCAGAG